Drosophila ficusphila is the source of this 4611-nucleotide messenger RNA. RefSeq names its product trichohyalin. The coding region runs from base 1 to 4566 and encodes 1521 amino acids. NCBI's taxonomy places the organism in Eukaryota, Metazoa, Arthropoda, Insecta, Diptera, Drosophilidae. The record is from RefSeq and is a predicted model, not a curated record. The transcript has 3 exons.
AUGAUUUUCCUACAGUUCUGGUGGGCGUUGAUGGUGUUCAGUGGGCCGGGCAACUCCUUGGAGGUCAUGACCGCCGAGGGAAAGAGCGGGCAGGGGAACUCGCCGGAGGGCAGUGACAAGUUGCAGAGCUUCAAUCGGGCGGUGGAGCAGGCUCGUCCCGAGUUGCAGGAGCUGAAGAUCACCUACGGCGGCUUGCAGGAUCAGAACAACCAGAAGCAGCAGCAGCGGGAUCGUCGCAACUCCAUCGACGACAUGCUGGCCAGUUUUGCCAACGAGCCAGGGGGUGAAUCCAAAUCGAAGGCUGAGGAGGAGGAGCGAGUCCUGCAGGAGGCGGCGGAUGCCUGGUUUCGGGACAUCCAGGCCAGCAUGUCCAGGGAAACUUCUUCUGGAAGCCAGAAGCAGGCUCGUUCCGGUGGCAAACAGGAGCGAUCCAUUGCCCAGAAUAUCAUCGAUCAGCACGCCAAGACAAUGGAAAAAACCGAAAUGGGCAAGGUAAAGCAAAAGUACAAGGCGGCUUCCGACGAUACCAUAGUGCGCAAAUACCUUGUGACUAAGACUCCUUUGCAGGAUACGGGCCUCAGCCAUCUGGACAUUAUGCUGAAGCAGGCGCAGGAUUUGCUCAGCGAUCACGAGUUGCAGGAGGCCCAAAAGGCCGAGAAGUUGAAGGAGGAGCGUAAAAAGCAGGAGGAAAGAGAACAAGUGGAAAAGUUUCCGGAGUUUGGCAACGCACCCAUCCCAGAUGGUGUCUACGAAAGUACUCUCGAUCGUCUGGCCUUUCCACACGCCAAUUCCUUCAAGCUGGCCCAUGAAGCCAACUAUAAGUUGUCCAAAAUCGAACAGGAGGCCUCGGAAAAGUCUCCGAAGUUUUCGAAAAUCGGAAGCAUCAGUGAAAGCCCUCUGAAGCCAGCGAAACGCAGCUCAUCAAAUCGAUUCAAUCCCAUGAAUGAGAUUAAACUGAAGACCAGCAGCAGACUGAUGCUCAAGGGUCUGGGACCCUCUUUGCCCAGUAAUGCCCUUAUGGACAUCCAUCAGCACCAAAUGGUGGACAGUAUGAUCCGAAGGAGAGAGCUGGAGGAUCAACUGAAGAACGACCAGCAAUUGGAGGCGAAUCAGGACGGCGAGGAUGAUGAUCAGAGAAUGGGUAUUAAUAACCUGAUAUCUCAGAAGGAUAACAUGGAGUACCUGCAGUCGGUUAAUCCCGCCAUGGAAACAGAUCAAAUGAUGGAUCUGCCCCAGAGUUACGACUAUAGACUGCCCCAAUACGAUCGAUUUCAUCCGCUGAACCAACGACAAAGUACUCGGGACUACGAAAGAGUUAAUCGCAUGCCCAUUGAAUUGGAUCGCUUUAAAAGGCAACCUCAAAUGGGUAAAUCUUCUCUGGAUGAAUAUUCUAUCGCAAAAGGCUUGCCACUAGCAGGUGAAGUAGCCCCACCAGCCAAAGAAGUUAACGAAGAUCAGGACAUUAUCAAUCGCAAAAUUGCUAUAAAAAUGGGUAUAUUAAACAUGAACGAUCGAAAUGGCUUGGACUCACUUAAAGAGCAGGAAUCAAACGAGAAAGACAGUCAUAGCGAGAUUAAGUUACAUGACGAAGUCAGUCUGAACGGUCCUCUCAUUAAGCCAGAAAAUAAGCUUGAUUCUGAUUUAACAUCCUUCGAAGGAAAGUUGGAGGAUAAAUCAGAGGUUGAAAUCGAGGACAAGCUUUUAGCUCCAGUAAAACGUGAAGCCAAAGUGCAAGAAAAGCUAAUGCAACCUCUUAAAAUUGAGGCCACACUGAAAGAUGAACCUUUAAUUGAGGCAAAAGUUAAAUUAUUAUCAAAAGAAGAGGUUCCACUUGAUUUGGAUAGCAAUAGUGAGCUCCAUUCCAAUGGAAAAGCCGAACUGGCUGCAAAUUCGGAAAGCCAAGACAUUUUGGAGAAACGUGAAAGUCCGGAAACUAACGAGUGUGCGAACAACCAUGAAAGCAUUCCGGAAGCCGAAACGGAUGGCAAGUCCGAGGAGGUGGAAAAGCUAGAAGCAGGUGUCGAAAAGGAUAAUGGCGUUGUCAAACUCGACAUAAAUCUGAAGCUUCAGGAACCCUCAGAGGAAAAACCUGAGUGCGACGAAGCCAAUAAGGUGGAUGAAAAGGAGGCCGCGGCUCCGAAAGUAAAUCCCGAUGCGGUGGUCAAGCUGUUGGCCAACGAGUUGUCACUCGACAAGGAUCGCGGCAAAAGGCAAAUAAGGCUGAAUAGAUAUCGCAGACAGAACAGGAGGUCCAAGAGAUCCUUGGACGAAAAGGAGCCACAGUUGCAGCAGCAACAUGAAGAAAACGAGCAACAUGUGGUAACCAAGCGACUGGCUCCUCUCCUCGAUGACUUUGAAGACCACAAUGGGAAUCGCGUGGGUUUUGGAAACUUGGGUCAUGGCAUGCUUACUCCAGAUUCGGAAGAUCAGGAAGGUAAGUCCUAUCCAAGUCAUAAAUUACUGGCACACUAUGAUGAAUUGGAAGCCGCUCAUGAAGAGGAAGCCCUGGCGAAAAUCUACGAUCCCACAAGGAAUACUGUGCCCAUGAUGAAUCAGCGGCCCAAUUUGGGUUUCCCGGGGCAACCUCAGCAGCAACAGCACCAGCAGCAACAACUGCAGCAGCAGCAACAGCAGCAACAGCAGCAGCAGCACCAGCAGCAACUGCAGCAGCAGCAACAGCAGCAGCAACAGCAGCAACAAUUGCAACAGCAGCAACCCUUGCAACAGCAACAGCAGCCACAAGUGCAACAGCAGCAGCCGAAUCAGCAACAAGUGCAACAGCAACCAGAUACAAAUAGGCAGCGUCAUCAGUCGUCCAAUUUCCAGGCAAGUUUCAAUUUAACGCACUUUUUCAAUGAGUUGCAGAAGAUGCAGAACUUGAAGGCGCCACAGCAACAAAAGCAGGUUGUGCAACAAAGCCCGGUGGUGCAGCAACCAGUGCAGCAGCAACAAAUGCAGCAGCAAUAUCUGCCGCACCAACAACAGAUAUUGCAGCUGCCACAGCAAAUGCCAAUGCUUCGAAAUAGCCAGCAAAUGCCCAACAAACCCAUGUCGCCACCAAUAAAAUCCUUUGGGGUUCAUCGUUAUUUCGGACCCUUCUUCAAUAAGCAACUCAAGCAUGAUCCCUACUUGGCGGCCUUGACCACCAUUGAUCCGAGAUGUGUACCCAUCACAACUCCUGCUCAAGGUGUUUCUACGGCGGCAACUUUGCCGCCAAACUGCACAACUCCUGCGGACACUCAAAAUCCAACUACAACCAAUCCAACUUCUCCAACCUCUCCAACCCCUCCAACUUCUGUUGAUCAAUCGCACGAUAUUUGCAAAAGUCCAGAUGCAGUGAAGCUGAAUGUUUCCAUUAAUGCCAAUGUUUGUGGAGACCCGAAAACUAAACAGUUUUACGGCAAUGGAUCCAUAAAUCUGAUACCCGCUUUGAAUGGAUUGCAUUCGGUAUCAAAUCACGAACUACUUGAAAAAACAGCGUUUCUAAGGGAUAACCUAGAUCAACUUGAAAAAGAAGAAAGAUGUGUUCGGGAGGCGGGGGAAGAAUCCGAGGAUGGAUGGGAGACAAAAAGUGAGAAGAAGAAGCUGAAAAAGCAAGAUGGUCACAUGAAAAGGCCUUCUAUUAAUUGGGCCGGAAAGAAACAGACUCAUCAACAAACUGUAAAAUCUCAGCCAAAAUCGAAAGAGAAUGCCACUUCAAAGGCCAAAGCCAACAAACAACCACAAAAAGAACCACUAAAAGAAUCACUAAAAGAACCACUAAAAGAACCACAAAAAGUAGAAGGAAAAUGCACCAUUAAACCUCUAUCAAAACAAACCGAACCACUAUCGGAUAGUUACAAUAAGUUAAUCACGGGCAAGAUAUCGGAGAAUAUAGUGGCAGCCGUCUUCGAGGCGGUGGGCAAUGAUCCGGGAAUGGAUCGCCUGUUGCCUGUUCUCGAAAGGAAUCGCAAGUGUUCGUUAAAUAGGGCCAAGAACUUCUACCAGAUCCGGAACGACAAGAGCGAGAACUAUUUGCAGCAAACGGAGAACAUGGUGCGGGAUACCAUGGAGGCCAUUAGCGAAAUAAUCGACAAGCAGAUUCGCACUCGUGCCUGCAUUCCAUUGCGUCCAGAUCUCCAGGAUUUCUACGAGCUGAUACUCAAAACAGCCAACGAGGAACAGAAGUGCCGCGAGAAGCGGCAGAGCUCCCUGCAAGUCCUGGCCGAGGAUUUCAGCCAGGAUGUGCGACUGCUCGAUCCCAGUAAAAUCAACCAGAAGUCCCGGAUCGUUAAGAAGUUACUUCGGCAGUACGAGGAAUUGCCAAUUGAGGACCAGCAGGCGGCGACUGGAGUGCGGGAUGAAUUGCUCUUGGAUCUGGUUUACCUCAAGAAGUUGUCCGAUUCCGCGGAGCGUCAUCAGCGGAAUGCCCGUCUGCAGGAGGUCCUCAAGCAGGCGAAUUUGGAUGAUGUCCUGGAGAAGCGCAUGUCCAGCGAAUACUCUCCUCGAUUCAUAAAACUACUCAAAACGGCGGAGCUUUUCAAGGAGGCGGGCGAACAGCAGGCCAAGGCCUUUGUGGGUCUUUAAUUUAUAGAUUUUCUAGUACUUUUAUUUCUAAUAAUUUGUUUCAUU